This is a messenger RNA of Vitis riparia (riverbank grape), 1471 nucleotides long. RefSeq names its product ethylene-responsive transcription factor TINY-like. The record is from RefSeq and is a predicted model, not a curated record. Lineage: Eukaryota; Viridiplantae; Streptophyta; Magnoliopsida; Vitales; Vitaceae. The transcript has a single exon. Bases 366 to 1130 code for a protein of 254 amino acids. Gene Ontology annotation, biological process: regulation of DNA-templated transcription. Gene Ontology annotation, molecular function: DNA-binding transcription factor activity; DNA binding.
CCACUCCCCCCUUCUGCGACCCCCCUCUCUCUCUCUCUCUCUCUCGCAAGCACACGUAUACAUUUACUGAGUGUACCAUCACUCAUCGGUCUUCUUCUUUGAUCUCUCUCUCUAUAUAUAUACUGAGCCUUGUAGGCUAGCUACAUCUGCAGCUUACUCUGUAGCUCUCAUUAUCCUCAUUAUUAUUAUUAUCUCCCUCUCUCUGUAGUGUGCGGAAUCAAGAUAUCGACCAACUCUACGGACUACAGUGUGCUAUACUGAGACAAAGCACAGGGACUUAUCGAGGAAAAACCAAAACUUUGUUUCUGUUUGCUGCGAGUUUAACAGCAAAGCAAAUCAAGCUUCUGGGGACAUCGCCAUUAGCAAUGGCAGAGCAAGCAUACUCAGAAACGGAGUGUUGCAGCAACUCUUCAUCUUCACCAUCCUCAUCCGGAAUACAGAACCCACCAGCUAAAAGGUCCAAAACGUCGGACCCAGAUCAGGAGAGACCCAAAAGAGGAAGAGAUAGCAGCAAGCACCCAGUGUACAGAGGGGUCCGAAUGCGGACUUGGGGCAAAUGGGUGUCUGAAAUUCGCGAGCCUCGCAAAAAAUCUCGGAUAUGGCUGGGCACUUUCUCCACCCCCGAAAUGGCCGCUCGUGCCCACGACGUUGCCGCCUUGAGCAUCAAAGGCAACUCCGCCAUUCUUAACUUCCCAGAACUCGCCUCCUCCUUGCCUCGCCCCGCCUCCUCCUCCCCACGAGACGUCCAAGCCGCCGCUGCAAAAGCUGCUUCAAUGGAGCACCUCAACCCAUCAUCAUCAUCUUCAUCAUCAUUACCAUCACCAUCACCAUCUUCAUCAUCAUCAUCAAUGGCCAUAACAUCGUCAUCUUCCAUGUCCUCCCUGAUAUCGACCUCAGACGCGUCGACCCCAGAAGAACUGAGCGAGAUUGUGGAGCUACCAAGUCUAGGAACGAGUUUCGAAACGCCCGAGUCAGGCAACGACUUCGUUUUCGUUGACUCGGUGGAUGGGUGGCUCUAUCCUCCCCCGUGGUUGCACACAGCUGAUGAUUGUGGCUACUUUUCAGAACACUUGCCAAUAACAGAUACUCUGAUUCCAACCAGCUUCGAAGCUUUGUUGUGGGAAUAUUAGUGCCAGAUAAUGGUGUGUGCUUUUUUCCCCCUUGUGGGGUUUUUAACUCUUCUUUAUCUAUGUUUUCAUUUUAAUGUCAGCCCCCCUUUACAAUUUUCAUUUUGGAGGGCUCAAUACCUGCUUUAAGUCUACGAAAUAUUCCUCCUCUCAAUGAUCACAACUGUACAGUUUGAUAAUAGAGGAAGGAGGAUGAAACCUCUGAUAAACCCCAGUUCUUGUAGCCACAAAUUUGAUAAACCUCUCUCCUUCUCUCUCUCUCUCAAAUUUUGCCAUUGUUUGUUAUUUUUACUUUCUGAAUAAUGAAGACUAGCUAAAAAGGUACUUCUCAGUUCUGAUCUUUA